Molecule: messenger RNA, 528 nt
Organism: Corythoichthys intestinalis (scribbled pipefish)
Lineage: Eukaryota; Metazoa; Chordata; Actinopteri; Syngnathiformes; Syngnathidae
Product: beta-microseminoprotein-like
Exons: 4
Coding region: 73-396 (107 amino acids)
Source: RefSeq, a predicted model, not a curated record
GUUCUUCCAUUGUCCUCCACUGCAAUACGUUAUAAGACUAGACGCCAGACUGUGUUGAGACGAACUGCAAAAAUGAGAGGAUACUUGUCUUUGGCCUUCGUAGUAUGUGCCCUGCUGCCAAUGUCAUAUGGAUUUUGCUCUGUUAGGGAGCCAAUGCCAGGUGAAACACAAUGCUACGAUGAGGUUGAUAACAAAUGGCACCCAGUUGGAUCAAAUUGGAGAAACAGUGAGUGCAUGGAUUGUACUUGCGACGGUUGCUGUACUGCGUAUAGCAUUCCAAGACAAUUUCCUGACGACUGCGUGUCUGUGUUUGACAAAGUGGCAUGUGAAUACAAAGUGCACAAGAGAGAUGAUCCUUCUGUUGAGUGUCCAAUUUUUGGUUCAGUAGGAAAGUGAUGCAGCAGUCACAUUUCUCACUGACCCCUUUAAAAAAAUGCAUAAUUGUAUUUUUUAAAAUGCAGGGAGGAACUCAACCAAACUUACGAAAGGGGGAAAUGAAUUGUCAAAUGAAUAAAGCCUGCAACAGUU